AUGGCACUAUCACGAAAGACAAGCAGGACGUCGCGGUCAAGACCACAGAAUGUUCAGCGUCGGUCGAGCCGGCAUACCUCCUCGCAGGACCGGCAUGGCAGAGUAUUCGAAGACCAUGCGCAGAGCGCGAUCCGUGCGGUAACCCCAGAUUCUGGAGCGCACACAAACGUCGGCAAUGAUCCCACCGAUGGCAAUCAUGUGCAUUCGUUGGUGUUGCACUCCUCGCGAAGUAGGAACUCAACAAGGAGGCAGCGUGAGACGCCUGCAUCGACCUCCAAUAAUGAAACAAUAAGCGCAAGCGGAGGGAAAAGGCGGCAUCAGGCCAGAUCGAACACGAAGGACGACUUCCCCUUGGACACCUCUCCAGGCUCGUUCAUAACGAAAACACGGAAGAGACUUGGUUCAAUAGCGACAGGUCCUCAAAGCGCCCACCGCGAAGAGGAGGCUUUCGGAUCAAUUGGUUUUCCUUCUGUGGUCGCCAGCCCCGACAUCUCGGAACAGCACGACCUUCGAAAUCCUCAGAAAACACCGCGUCGACCAUUCUCACCGAAGGACAUGUUUGGCGUUGGCGGUAGCGGUCCGCGAUCGCCGAAGCUACUAGACAUCGAUUCGGCAAGAAUUCUGCACCUGAUGAAGACUACUUGUGGUCGAAUGCAUGGAAUCCUCUUUUACAGACCCCUACACACUUCGGCUUGGGCAUCAGCCUAUUGUGCCAUUAAUGUUGCGCCCGGCAGCCUUGUCUGCCAGACAAAGGGUGAGGUUUCACAGGCUACGACACUCAUUUCUGAUCUCAGGGGCUGCACGGUCAGGACCCAUUAUGACCACGAGACUCAGAGUACGUAUCUGAGUGUCUUGGUGGCUUCUUCAGGAACCGGAUAUCAGUUGCGGCCACCAGUCCCCGAGACAUUCGACUCUUGGCUCGCAGCGCUGCUCUGCUGGCAACCGCUGAGACCAAAGGGAAUCCACAACAAAAUGACCAAACCUCAGCUAAUUGGCAUGACCGACAAGAAGCCAGUGUCUCAAAGAAGACUUUCAGAUACUAAUACCACGAAAAGCACAGCCAUUGUGAAAGUCGGGAAAAUGCUUUUAUGGGACGGCCCUCUACCGUCAGGAUCUCAAAUAGCAUCCUCCCCAACAAGCCUUGACCACUCGAAGGCCGAAGAAGACUGUCUUUGGCGCAGGGUGAGCUGUACUCUGCACGAAAAUGGUACAUUCAGACUUCUCGCAGACGAGGAGCCUACAGUACUGUCAGCGACGCCAUUGUCGCAGCUAGCCCGGUGUGCCAUUCAGAGGCUCGAUGAAAGCGUUCUUCGAAGGCCUCACUGUAUUGCUAUCUAUCCUCAGUACCAAGUUCAAACCACUCUUGUGAGAUUAACGAGGCCGAUGGUCCUAGGUAUGGAAUCGAACGUCGCCCUGGAAGCAUGGUUUGUGCUCCUGCGUGCCCUCACAGUACCAGAGCUGUAUGGUCCAGAGCAUCCGGUGGACGUUUUUCCCCAGAUAAUGCCUGCUGAAACGAAAAAUGGGACGCCACAAUUUGUGCACGGUAUGUUUCGUAUCGAACGCUCUCUCUCUGUGAAAAUUACAGAAGCAAAGUUUGCGCAAAGUUUCGCUCCACAGGUUCUUCAGGAACAGCCCAAGAUCAAAACGAAAUCCGACAAGGUGCACACAGGCAAAGAGGCCGUCUACGCCGAAGUCAUACUCGGGACAGAUCUGCGUGCGCGCACAGCUACCAGGACUGGUGCAAACUCUGCGUUCUGGGCUGAAGAGUUCAAGAUAGAGGACAUUCCAGCCACUCUAUCGAAGAUGACACUUGCAAUUAAGCUGGAAAAUCCAGCCGAGAAAGAGUGGACUAUGGUUGCCAACAGUCUGUACGAUAUCUCAGCCGAGGCUGGGUAUCUAUCCGGCCUGGGCGGUCUCGAAAUCUCCUCUCAUGACCCAAUUUUUGGGAGAGUUGAUGUGCCAAUUGAUGAUUUGGAGCAUGCCGGUGUCAUCGACAAAUGGUGGCCGUUACUUGACAACAAUGAGCACUCAGUAGGAACACUACUGGCCAGAUUGUCAUUGGAAGAGACUGUGAUACUCAUGGAAGAAGAGUACAAGGAGCUCGCAUUGCUUCUGCAGAAUUUUUCCAACGGUCUUACGACACAGAUUGGUCAAUUACUCGGACCUGACUUACGCCAUCUGUCAGAUAUACUGUUGGACAUCUUCCAGGCUUCGGGAAAAGCUGGCGAAUGGAUCAACAACCUUAUCGAGGAAGAGAUUGAUGGCAUCUACAGAGAUACUCCGCCUAUGCGGAUGAGGUUUAGUGGCCGUAUACAUUCGAACGAUUCUUAUGAAUCGUCCGAACAACGAGAGCUGCUGGUUCGUGAUCUGAGUCGGUCGGCAACCAUGGAGGCCAACCUACUGUUUCGUGGCAACUCAUUGGUGACCAAGGCCCUUGACGCCCAUAUGCGCAGACUCGGCAAGGACUAUCUAGAAGAAGUACUAGGCGACAAACUGCGCAAAAUCAUCCAGCGGGAUCCCGAUUGUGAAGUGGACCCCAACAGAGUCAGGUCACCAGAACAACUUGAAAAGAAUUGGGCAAAUCUUCUGUUUCUCACCAGCACGAUAUGGAAGUCGAUUUUUGUCUCUGCAGCACGUUGCCCCCUGAGCUUGCGACUCAUAUUCCGUCACAUACGGUCUUGUGCGGAAGAUCGAUAUGGCUCUUUUAUCAGAACGGUCAAGUAUACUAGCGUGUCCGGGUUUUUCUUUCUUCGCUUCUUCUGUCCAGCGAUACUCAACCCGAAACUGUUCGGCCUCAUUCAAGAUAUGCCUCCUGACCGCACCAAAAGAUCGUUCACCUUGAUAGCGAAGUCCCUAAAUGUACUGGCUAAUUUGGCCAAAUUUGGGACCAAGGAACCGUGGAUGGAGCCUAUGAACAAAUUUCUGACAGCUGCGACCGGCGAAUUCAAAAGCUUCAUUGACGAGAUUUGCGUGGUCAGCGGGUCUCACAUGACAACAGCACAUCUUGAGCCUCAAUUCGCAGCACCAAACCAGAUCAAGAGCCGCCUUCCACCGUUAUCGAGAGAAGGCCUACCGAGCUUGCCAUUCCUUCUGGACCAACCAAAGCUCUUGGCACAGCUUGUGGAAUUAUGGGUGGCUCAUGCGCCUGUGACCCCUGAAGAAGCAUCUGACGAUGAAAAUGUCCGCACUUUCCAUGCACUUUGUAUCGAGCUGCAUGAGAAGAGCAGAGAGUGCCUCAAAGCUGCGGAGCAAGCGGAACGGCCGGAGGAGAACUCAGAAGGCGCAUGGGAGCAGCUCCUGAGUGAUCAACAAGGAAACCUGUCGCCCAACAAUAUCUUCGAAGAGAAUCUCCCCAGAUCUCAGGCGGAGUCAGAGAUGACAGCAUUACCGCAGACGGCUGAUGCUGUGCGGGAGGAGGACUAUAAACACACCGACAUGUCACCUGCCAUUGGUGAGGGAAAUGACACACCAUCAAGCUCGGCGUCCAUUGCCUGGGAUCGGCGAAUACCCUACCCGCAUCGGCCCACAGAAGCCGCAGCAAGGACAGAUUCGACCAACUCGUCGACGGCCUCGAUUGAUAUGACAGAAGAAGCUCGAUCCAGACCUUUGCCUAGCAGCCGUGAUGGACCGAGCAAGAACCGACUUCUUGAGCUCAUGAGUUCCUCGUCGCGAAAGAAGGGCAAAACUGGGGAAGCGACAUCAUGGUAA
Molecule: messenger RNA, 3708 nt
Organism: Exophiala viscosa
Lineage: Eukaryota; Fungi; Ascomycota; Eurotiomycetes; Chaetothyriales; Herpotrichiellaceae
Product: ras p21 protein activator 1
Exons: 3
Coding region: 1-3708 (1235 amino acids)
Biological process (GO): regulation of GTPase activity
Source: RefSeq, a predicted model, not a curated record